AUGAGUAAACCUCGGUCAAAGUCGAAGCAACCUAACCUCGAAGAGGAUCCAGACAAAACGGCGUACAACUGUGCGAUUUGUACUCGGCCGGAUCACGAAGACACACAUAUGGUUUGCUGUGAUCAUUGUCAAAAAUGGUACCACAUCGGGUGUGUCGGUGCCACUGAAGCGGUGGAAAAAGAAGAUGAAUGGAUAUGUUCCGAGUGCCGUGGGUCCGGUACUGCUGCGGAAGAGGUAGAUCCCGACCGCGAAGACGAAGAGAUUGCAGCUGCAAUGAAAGCGUUGGAACAGCAGAGGGAAAAGUUAAAGAAGAAUCAGGCUCAGAAGCUUAAGCUGGCUCAAAUGCAGUUAGACCUGGAACGAGAGAGGUCGGAAAUGCGGUGGGAUACAGAAAAGAAGAUUCUGGAGAUGAAAAUUAAGGCAGAGACAGAUUUUAAUAAUAAACGGGAAUCCGAGCGUCAGAAGUUACAGCAGGAGUUAAAACAGCUCGUCGGAAAGCGAUCCCAAGAGGAAAAGGAGCGAAAGAAGAGUUCGAAGAAGUCCGAUGCCGUCGGGAAAAAAGAGGAUAUGGUGAAUCCUAAAGCGUUCUGCGACAACAACGUGAACCAUUCGACUCCUAUUCCGUUAGCUGGACCUUCGGGGUUGAGUAUCGGCAAAAAACAUCCCAAACAUGGAGGAGCACUGACGCCGGCUAAAGCCCAAACCGGUGAUAGCAGCACUUCCGAAUCGGAAUCCAAUAACAGCAGUCGUUCCGAGACGGAGUCUGAUGAAGAGGAAACCGAAAGGAAAGGUAAGCGUGACAUCGCUAGGAUUGGACCGACCAAGGCGCAGUUGACAGCACGCCAGUUCUUGUCCCGCAAGCUUCCAACGUUUACCGGGCGGCCAGAAGAGUGGCCCAUGUUUUUCAGCAGUUAUCACACGUCCACCGAAGCAUGUGGGUUUUCCAAUCUGGAAAAUUUAGCCCGUCUUCAAGAGUGCUUGAGGGGUGCAGCCAGAGACGCAGUUUGCAGUCGCCUUUUGUCACCGGAUGCUGUGCCCCAAGUAAUGGAGACGCUCCGUAUGCUUUACGGACGCCCCGAGCAGCUUCUGGAUACACUUUUAGCGAAAGUACGGAAGGCCGAUCCGCCGAAGUCGGACAAGUUGACGUCGUUCAUCACCUUCGGGGUGCUCGUCCAACAGCUUUGCGACCACCUCGAAGCAUCGAAAUUGGAGGACCACGUGAAAAACCCUAUGCUCAUCCGUGAGCUAGUAGAAAAACUGCCGGCGACUACGAAAAUUGAUUGGGUACGGUACAAGCGGCAAACAGCGACGGUGACACUGCGUACUUUGGCAGAUUUUUUGUCCGAUCUAGUAUCCGCUGCAAGCGAAGUGGUCGACUACUCCGAUACGUCGGCUCAAAUCAGAGGUGGUAAAAUGGGGAAAGCGAAGAAUGCCACGAAUAAGGAACAGGAGAGCUACGUCUACACACAUGGUGGAUUCGACGGUACCGGUGAAAUAAAUAAGCAAGGUCGAACACCCUGCGUCAUGUGCAGACAAACAAAUCAUCGCUUACGUAAUUGCGAGAACUUCCGCAAGCUCAGUGUGCCACAACGGAAGAAAGCGGUGGAUAAAUGGGAACUAUGCCAGAUAUGCCUCAAUGCUCACGGAAAAGCGAAGUGUAAGCUGAAUAUUCGCUGUACAGUGGGAGAUUGCUCAGAGCGUCACAACAGCCUACUACAUCCUGCCGAGGCUCAGUCGAACUGUAACACCCACAACGUUUUCAACAAGAAUUCGAUUCUUUUUAGGAUGGUGCCGGUUCGGAUAUUCAACGGGGACAAGAGCGUUACGAUAGUCGCGUUCCUAGAUGAAGGAUCGUCAUAUUCACUGGUCGACAGUUCGUUGGCUAGGAAGCUGCAAUGCAACGGUACUACUCAGCCGCUACGUAUCUCCUGGACCGCUGGGGUCUCUAGAUUGGAAAAAGAUUCACAGCGAUUACGGUUGACGAUCGCAGCGUGCGGUUCAAACGAAAAAUUCAUUUUGCGAGAUGUGUACACCGUGAACAACCUAAAGUUGCCAGCACAGUCCAUGAGUUUUGCUGACGUGGCCGGAAAAUAUCGACAUUUAGAAGGAUUACCUGUAGCCGAUUAUGCCCCGUCUCCACCGAUGCUUCUGAUUGGGCUCAAACACAUCGAAAUAUUCGCCCCGUUGGAAUCGCGCAUCGGUCAACCAGGCGAACCGAUUGCAGUCCGUUCCAAACUCGGUUGGUCGAUCUACGGGCCACAAGGGUCAAUCACCGGUGAAGGUUUUGUGGGACAACACUCGUGUGCCGGGUUGUCAAACGAAGAGUUGCACGAUCUUCUCAAGUCGCAGUACGCUCUCGAAGAAAAGGGAAUUUCGGUUGAGAUGCUGCCAGAAUCGGAGGAGGACAGAAGGGCACGAGACAUUUUGGAGGAAAGGACAGUUCGUAUCGGCGAUGGCUUUAUGACCGGAUUGCUUUUCAAAGAAGAAAACCCCACGUUUCCGGACAGUCUACCGAUGGCGUUGCGGCGCAUGAAGAGUUUGGAGAAAAAACUGUCAACGAACCCACAAUUGGAAGUGGCAGUAAAGCAACAAAUUGUGCAGUACCUGGAGAAGGGCUACUGUCAUAAAGCGACGAAGGAGGAGUUAAAUUCUGCUGAUCCAGAAAAGUGUUGGUACUUGCCGCUGAACGUCGUCGUCAACCCAAAGAAAAAUAAAGUUCGCCUUGUAUGGGACGCGGCGGCGGAAGUAAACGGGGUGUCACUUAACUCCAAAUUAAUGAAAGGACCGGACUACUUAACGUCGUUACCGUCCGUAAUAGUCAAAUGCCGGGAACAUCUCGUCGGGUUUGGAGGUGACAUCCGCGAGAUGUUUCACCAGCUUAAGAUCCGGCCGGAGGACAGGCAGGCCCAAAUGUUCGUGUACCAGAACGAAAUCUACGUGAUGGACUGUGCGAUAUUCGGCGCUAGCUGCUCUCCUAGCAUGGCGUUGUACGUAAAGGACAAAAAUGCUCGAGAUUUCGCCGACCAGUUCCCCGAAGCAUACGAAGCGAUCGUCCACAAACACUAUGUGGACGAUUACUUUGAUAGCACUGACACCGUUGAAAAGGCAGUCCAGAGAGCGAGUGAGGUAAGAUUUGUGCAUUCUAAAGGGGGCUUCGAAAUCAAGAGUUGGGUAUCCAACUCCCCCAUUUUCCUGGAGCGCAUGGGGGAAACGGAAAAUAAGGAGGCAAUUCACAUUGAUUCGGCCAACCCCGAACGAGUCUUGGGUAUAGUUUGGGACACAAGAGACGACGUUUUCACGUUCACAACGAAGAUGCGUGACUCGUUGUUACCGUAUUUAUACGACGAACAGGUGCCUACAAAGCGUGUAGUGCUUAGCUGCGUCAUGAGUCUUUUUGACCCUCUAGGACUACUGGCACCGUUCACCUUCUAUGCGAAGGCGCUGAUCCAAAUUCUGUGGCGAAUGGGCUGUGAGUGGGAUCAAGUCAUCGAAGGCGAAGCACUCGAAAACUGGAAAUUGUGGACGGGUCACUUAGCUGAUGUUGAGGCGGUGCAAAUUCCUCGGUACUACUUCGGCGAUGGGUUAUCUCUCGACUACUCAACGUUGCAACUACACAUUUUCGCAGACGCAAGCGAAAAGGCAUACGGAUGUGUAGGCUAUUUUCGCAUCCUGGCUGGUGGUAUCCCUCGGUGUGCGCUGGUACAGGCGAAAUCAAAGGUCGCUCCGAUCAAACAAGUGUCGAUCCCCCGGAUGGAACUGAUGGCAGCCGUCUUGGGAUGUCGUCUGGCAGACACAAUCAAAGAGAAUCACAGCUUGACAGUAACGCAAGUUUUCUAUUGGACGGACUCCCGCACCGUGCAGUCAUGGAUUGUCUCCGACCAACGGAAAUAUAAGCCGUUCGUGGCAUUCCGGAUCGGGGAGAUCAUCAGCCGGUCACAGCCAUCGGAAUGGCGUUGGCUGCCAACCAAGUUAAAUGUAGCAGACCAAUUGACCAAGUGGAACAAAGGCCCACAGCUGGUUUCUUGGUUCCGGGGUCCACAGUUCUUGUAUGGACCAGAGUCUGAGUGGCCGCAGCAUCGAUCCACGAAACCGAAUGUAGAGGAAGAGAUGCGAACGGCGUUUUUGUUACACGACAUCGAAGUACAAGCUCAGUUAGUGGACGUGUCCAGAUUUUCCAAGUGGAACGUGCUCGUCAGAACGCUGGCAUGUGUGAAGAGGUUUAUCGACAAUCUACGGACCAAGAGGCUAGGAAAGGCUAUCGAAACAGUUCCAGCAUCAACGAACGUCAAAGCGUUGGUCAUGACGAAGUUGCAGACGAUCGUGAAACCAUUGACCCGUGAGGAGUAUCAAGUGGCAGAGAGAGCGCUGUUGAAGCUUGCUCAGGUUGAAGCGUUCCCGGACGAGGUUAGAGUUUUGCUGAAGAGUCGUCGCACAGAGGGAUCAACUGGAGUCAAACUCGAGAAGAGCAGUCCUCUCUACAAAGUUUCGCCGAUGUUAGAUGAGUUCGAUGUGAUUAGAAUGGAAGGAAGAUUAUCAACAGCUGAGUUUCUUCCGUUCGAACUGCGUUUCCCGAUAGUACUACCGAAGGGCCACCAUAUCACGCGGAAACUUCUGGAACACUACCAUCAAAAGCUCGGCCACGCAGGACGAGAGACGGUCACUAACGAAGUGCGCCAGAGGUUCUAUAUACCACAUCUUCGAGCCGAAGUCAGGAAGGUGAUGGACAGUUGUAUGAGGUGCAAAACUAGAAAAUGCAAACCGGAAGCACCAAGGAUGGCACCGUUACCUGUGCAACGCGUAACUCCCAAUCGUCGUCCGUUCAGCUUUACUGGGGUGGACUUCUUCGGUCCUUUGCAGGUUACCGUUGGUCGGCGUGUAGAGAAGCGAUGGGUGGCAUUGUUUACCUGCCUUGUCACAAGAGCAAUCCACCUAGAAGUAGCCCAUAGUUUGUCAAGCCAGGCAUGCUUGAUGGCGAUCCGGCGUUUUGCGUGUCGAAGAGGAAUGCCAACGGAGUUUUUCUCAGACAAUGGGACGAACUUCGUAGCGGCGAGUAAGGAGGUGAUGAAGAACAUCGGUAUGAGCUGUAGCGAAGUAUUCACGGAUGCGAGGACGAGGUGGAACUUCAAUCCACCAGCAGCCCCCCAUAUGGGCGGGGCUUGGGAACGACUGGUGCGAUCAGCGAAAGAAGCGUUAUCAGCGAUGAACGACGGGCGAAAGCUGACAGACGAGGUAUUGCUGACGGUUCUGGCCGAGGCUGAAGACGCGAUCAACUCGAGACCGUUGACAUACAUGCCGCAGGGGACGGAUACAGAGGAAGCAUUGUCACCCAAUCACUUCCUUCGCGGCUACCCUCCAGGUGGCACAGAAUCGUAUGUUGUUUCAGCGAGCGAAGCGGAAGCGUUGAAGGACAGCUAUAAGCGGUCCCAGUUGUUAUCGGACAAGCUUUGGCAACGGUGGUUGUUGGAGUACUUACCGUAUAUUAACAAGCGGACCAAGUGGUACGACAAUCAAAAACCGAUCGAGCCUGGUGCCGUAGUUUACCUUGCAGACAACGAGAAUAGAAAGACGUGGAUUCGAGGAAUCGUGGAGAAGGUUAUCGAGGGCAUCGACGGGCGCGUUAGGCAAGCGAUAGUGCGGACAACCAAGGGUGUCUACAAACGCCCGGUAGCUAAGUUGGCGGUGCCUGAAGUAGGAGAGCGUAAAACUGGUUCUAGUGGUGGACCCUCACCAGAAUUACGGGGCGGGGCUGUUGCGGCACCACUGGCAACCCUACCGGAGGUGAGAAGCGCUCCUGAACAGUGA
Molecule: messenger RNA, 5802 nt
Organism: Sabethes cyaneus
Lineage: Eukaryota; Metazoa; Arthropoda; Insecta; Diptera; Culicidae
Exons: 1
Coding region: 1-5802 (1933 amino acids)
Biological process (GO): DNA integration
Molecular function (GO): nucleic acid binding
Source: RefSeq, a predicted model, not a curated record